AUGUCUGACCGUGGGGUCCAGGUCGAAUGAUUGCUCGUCUCUGAGUGGCGUUGUGUUUCCACGUACCGACAAGCAAAUCUGACUUUAGGCAAGAAACCAUGCGGUCAGGGCAGUCAAUCAGGGCAAUCAGGGCAAUCCAGAUGGUGGCUUUGGGAUGGAGGGCGGAUCGACCACUUCGCUGUUCAUUGUUCAUCAUUUAUCAUCUUAGCUUAGGGAUUGCUAGUCUAAAGAUUAGCGUUGAGGUAUUCUGCAGUCAUCGAGGCUUUGCUGUCUAUGCCGAUUGCGGUCUUCCUAUUCUUAUCCAGAGUUGUUGUACAGACCUGAGGACAGAAAGGCUACUAGGCGCAUGAUCCAUUCUCUUAACGUGAAUCUGUACCGAGUGAAUCCCCACCGAAACGGGACCAUUCACGUCCAUUCAUGCCUCACGGGAUGCCAUAAUGCCAGCCUAGGCUCUCGAGAGUCAAUCAAUCACCCACAUCCUGACCUAGGCGGACUUGG
Messenger RNA from Eremomyces bilateralis CBS 781.70, 498 nucleotides. RefSeq lists its product as uncharacterized. NCBI's taxonomy places the organism in Eukaryota, Fungi, Ascomycota, Dothideomycetes, Eremomycetales, Eremomycetaceae. The transcript has a single exon. Bases 99 to 350 code for a protein of 83 amino acids. The record is from RefSeq and is a predicted model, not a curated record.